AUGCUACCGCUGCUGAAGAAGUAUCCGGACGGCUACGGACAUUUGCUCAGCCAGCAACUCACAGCCUUCCCGAAGGACGUUGGCUUCAACAACGGUUUGCCUGCUCCGAAACCCAACUGCAUUGAAGGGCUGAAGACGGAACAACACCGCCCGCUCCCGGUCGACGCCCAUGUCAACGGAGCUGUCCUCUACAAGAAGGACGCCUAUUCCUUCACGCUCCCGCACCUGGCCGGAGAAUGGAAGGGCACCGGGGGAAAUAUGAGAAAAGCGGUGCUGCACAUUACGACCUUGGCCGCGAAUGGUGAGAAUCUUUACAUCUACGCGCACUACGCGGCCCCGGGCGAAGACGGCACGCUUGAAUAUCACCAGUAUCGUCUCUAG
This is a messenger RNA of Gaeumannomyces tritici R3-111a-1, 381 nucleotides long. RefSeq lists its product as hypothetical. The transcript has 2 exons. The coding region runs from base 1 to 381 and encodes 126 amino acids. Lineage: Eukaryota; Fungi; Ascomycota; Sordariomycetes; Magnaporthales; Magnaporthaceae. The record is from RefSeq and is a predicted model, not a curated record.